Molecule: messenger RNA, 8448 nt
Organism: Pimephales promelas (fathead minnow)
Lineage: Eukaryota; Metazoa; Chordata; Actinopteri; Cypriniformes; Leuciscidae
Source: RefSeq, a predicted model, not a curated record
AAACCGUGAACAACAGUUCAUAUUUGGAGAUCUAAGAGUUAAUUCCGUUUGACACAGAUGGCCACACAGUAUAAUCCUCUUUCAGAGGAGUCCCACUUCUCCUCCUCCUCCUCCUCCUCUUCUCUGGAUGAAGGUCUGCCUGUGAUAAUUAGCCUAAUGGAAUGAAUGACUGUGAAUAGACAAUAUGCAGCUGUGCCAUGUCCGUGGUUUGUUGAUGUGGGUGAAAAGUGACUUUCUUCACAUGAGGGAACGCCAUGUUUUUAUCAUCACCUGCAUGAGCCGGAGGGAGGAGCACUCCUUUUUUUUGAACUGACGUGGAGGAGAGAUGCAGAGGGCGGCCCCAGGCUCCUUCGACGCCGAUACCCUUUUUCAGAAUGAACAGUUUCCUCAUCCUCCAGUGUCGUCUUUUGGCUCAAGCGUGAAAUUGGCCAGCCCAGCCAAGAGAAUUACCUUCUACAAGAGUGGCGACGCUCAGUUCAAAGGGGUCAAGAUGGCCAUCCAUAAACGCAGCUUCAAAUGCUUUGAUGCCUUAUUGGAUGACCUUUCCCAAAAGGUUCCUCUGCCUUUUGGUGUGCGUACUAUCACGACCCCCAGGGGCACCCACAGCAUUAAACAUUUAGAGCAGUUUGAGGAUGGAGGCUGUUACUUGUGCUCUGACCGUCGCCACGUCAAGCCAAUCAACAUAGAAGCUGCAGGGAAAAGGCCCGCAGUCUGGCACCACCACAGCCACCCACAUAAUACUCGCCGGAAGCCCUCCCGACCUGAGGAACCCCCCUCGGGACAUCAGCAGCACCACCGGCAUCCCAAAAGGAUUGUUCUAGUGAAAAACAAUGACCCUGCUAUUAGGCGAUCCAUCAUUCUGAGCAGACGAACUGCUCGAAGUCUUCGCGUCUUCAUGGACGAGAUUUCAGAGCUAAUGCAGUGUCACGUCAAGAAACUCUAUACUCUGGAGGGGCGCAAGAUUGACAAUAUUCAGAGUCUGAUGCAGUGUCCUAGUGUGCUGGUCUGUGUGGGUCGAGAACCCUUCAGACCAUUGCUUAUGGAAAGCUCGAAGAAGCUCUCAGAUGAAAAGCUUCCAGGAAUGCGCACAAGGUCUCACUCUAGUAUCUGCAGUGAAGGUCAUGAAAGCAAAAAGAAUGUUAACUUUGGCCUGGAGACAAAGAAAAGCAUUAUCCAUCCAAGAUCCGACUCCAGUAAUAGAUCUACAAGAUUCUCUCUUUCUUCAGAAAAGUCCUAUCAGAAUGGAGUAUGCAUGACACCAGGACAGUCUGGCUGUGUCAGCACCUGUCCUUACGUUAAAGAAGCCACAAUGAAUGAUGACAUUGAGAAGAGAGUGCUUGUUAACAAAGACGGCAGCCUUUCUGUGGAGAUGAAGGUUCGCUUUCGGCUUUUCAAUGACGAGACUCUCCAGUGGUCUACCGAGAUCAAGAAGUCAUCAAAAAAAGUGAAUGACUCUGGCUUUGUAAAAGAUGGCGAUUAUCUUCAAGCUAAAGCUGAGUAUUCAGACCCAGACUCCAUCUCUGCAUCUGAGGAGACUGAUGAAGCCUUUGCAACAAAGGUGCAUCAGAAGCAUCUCGAGGACUCGCUUUGUCAGAACUGUUGCAACCACUGCCAAGAGUACGACAUCUGGAAAAACCCCAUGCACAAAGACCCUGGGGCCUGCAAAUCACCCAGUUCCAGUGGAUCAACUCACAGAGUUGUAACCAAAAAGUCAUCGGUGGAUAGUACGCACACAUUGUCUCGCUCCAGUGGGGAAUACACUGAGCAUGUGGUGGAAAAGGCCUCAUGCUUUCAGCAGACAAUGGAGGAAGGGGACACCAGAGUAGAAUACUGUGCUGUAAGUCAUUGCUGCAAUCGAAGUGAAGUAUCAUCUGCUGGAGUCAUGUCAAAGAGCAAGAGAUCUGGUGAGGACUGCUGUGAGAGUCACAUUAAAAGUAGAUGUUCUCAAACAGAACCUGAAAUCUCUCCUACGCCACAUUGUGCGGUCAUUAAAGUCAUGGAAGAGCGUCCGAUUUCUGCAGUCAGCAAUUCGUCCAAAGUGCUUGAGUCUUUGAAGGAAGAUCAGGAUGAUGAUUAUGAUGAGCUGCCUCCAAGCAUCUCAAGAGUGUCACACUGGUCUCAAAGUGACCAUCUUGAGAGCGAUGAUCAACCCAGUUGUGUUCAUUGUUGUGGCUGCCAGACUUUACCAAGAUCGUAUUUGUCCCCCAGACCUCCCAGUAAAGAAUCAAGCAGUGUUGUUCACUCACUGAAGCUCAAAAAGUAUAAAACCACUUUUGCAGCACCAGUAGAGCAAGACGGGAUGAGUACAACAUCUCCAGUUUCAAAAGUCUCCUCCAGAUCCCAUCCAAGUCACUGUGGAGCCAUAACCCCAAGUUCAGUUUCAUCUGCUUGCCAGCACAGCCAAACAUCUUGUAAAUCUAGAGACAAAACAAUCAACCCUGAAUCCAAUGCAUCAGAUGCUCUGGAGGAAUGUGAUGGUGACGCUGAAAACAGAUCUUUGAGUGCCACUUCAGGUGUGUCAAGAAGAUCUGGCAGGUCAGCUGUAUGUUCAUGCUGUUGUGUGAAUAAAACACUGACUGAGAAUCCAGAGGGGAGUGAACCAGAGAAAGGUGAUUCCAUAUUGUUGAAGUCAAACAAAUCUGCUGUAUCCAUUUUAAAUCCUAAUGAAAAAUGUGAACCUGUUAAUAAUACAUUGGAAGUGGAAGCCACAAUGGAACGCUCUGAGUCUGCACUGUCUAAAAAUUCAAAUACCUCUUCUACUUCAAAAACCUCCAAAAGAUCCAACUGCUCUGCUCAUGAAAUGUGUUCUGUUGGGAAAUCAGUGAAAUAUGAACAUAAUGAAACAGAAAGUGUUGAAGAAAGAACCAAAAGUGCCAUGUCAGCCAGGUCAGACUUAAUUAUUUCAGAGAGAGAGCCCACACCAGCCUUGGUCCUGACAGAAAACGAUGAAGCUGGAGAAAAAAGCCAAGAAAGAGCUGUCAGUCCAAUGUCUGCUCAUUCAAACUUAUCAGCUGCAUCAAAAACAUCCCAUAAAUCAAAAUCUGCACAUUCAGAGAAAACUAAAACACCUAGAUCUUGUAGUCCAAAUGAUUUAGAAGAAGUGCCAUCAACGUUACUUAAUUCUCAGGGUGAUAAAUCAGAAAGUGCUGCUACUCAAAAUCAUACUACGUCAAAUAAUCAUUGUGAACAAGACACAGAGUUUCUUGAAGAAGUGAGAUCAACUAGUGCCAUGUCUAACAAAUCAGACCGAUCUUCUGAACAUCCAUCACAAACAUCAGAGAAAACAACUAGGUCUGUCAAAUCUUGUUGCGACUUACAAGACAAAGCCACUCCGAAGUCCAUCCAUUCCGAUAUUCAGAGUGAGCCGGAAACUGAAGUAACCACAGAGGAAAGACUAUGCAGUUCACUGUCCAAACGCUCAAAAAGGUCUGUAAAGUCAAAUGCAUCCUCAAAGUCUAAAUCUAAGGAAAGAGUUAACAGUGCAAUGUCUUGUAGGUCCUGCAAAUCAAACCAGAACUAUUCAGAAAACACAGUUACCUCAGUACCAAAUUAUGUAACGCCUGAUGAAUGUGCAGAUCCACAAAGUGAGUCAGAGAGAGCAACCAGCACAAUGUCUCAGACCUCAGAAAAGUCUAAUGCCUGCUCUGAAAGAUCCGUCAAGUCUGGUACAAAGAGCCCUGCCUUCCAGGAAGUGGAUAAUGGCAAAAGCAUGACACAAAAUGCCUUAACUGUGACCACUCCAUUGCCUUGGACAAAGAGGUCUCCAUCUCCUAGAUCAAACCAUGACACUAAAAUUAAGACCAAUAGCCGAGCAACAAGUGGGAUGUCAGUAAGCUCUAAUGUAUCCUCGCAAUCCCAAAGAUCCAGUAAAUGUAAUUGUCACAGCUCCUCAAGUGGUAAUUUGAGAGAGACAAAUCCUGAGAAACUAAAAGAGGAUGUCAAAGAUGAAUCUGAAGAGAGCUUGUCAAGAAAAUCAAAACUGUCAAAUAAAUCCCUUAUCAAUAACAUUAAGUCUUCAGGCAAACAGUGUGAUGAGCCUCUAAGCCCAACAUCAACAGCGUCUGUUUCUAUCGGACUUGGAGAAGAGCACAAGGGUGAUGACUUUGAUGAAAGAUCAAUCAGCGGUAUGUCUGUCACCACAGAGGACGGUGGACAUAAGAUAGAGAAUGUAAAUGGAGUGGAUGCUAAGGAAAGGCCAAAUACAGAAGUUUCUGUGAAUUCUGCAAUUUCAGACAGACCAAAAAAGUCCCAUCACAUGAACUACAAGACUCCUGUUCAAGCCCUCUCGCCUGUCUCAGCUGAAAGUAUUAUGUCGGCAGAACUGAAGAAAAGCAAAUCUGGAAGCCAGUUAAAUGAAAACAACAUCAGAGUGCCCUCCACUUUGUCAAUGUCAUCUGUACAAAGUAAAACACCCUCCGGAGUUUCACAGGGAAGUGCUAAAAAUACAGUUACGAAAGGAGGAGAUUCUGAAGCUCUCAACAACACCAACCAUGCAGAAAUUACUAAAACAUCCUCAAAACAUGACCAAAGUGAAACAGCAUCUGGAAAAGCUACACCAGCAAGUGACUGUUUACAUUCAAAAGCAUCUGAACAUUCAAUGAAGUCCAAAAAUGGCCAAAGUACUAGAGAGAAUGACAAAAGAUCUAAAUGUUCUUCCCAAUGUUUGGAAAUAAAUGGACUGAACAUAAAAUAUAACUGUGAAAAUGAUAGGGGCAUGGUUAAGUGUCUUAAACCCUCCUCAUCAGAAAGAAGAUCUGUGAAAAGUGAUGCAAAUUCUGCGGUAAUGUCUGAUAUUUCCCAAAAUUGUAUAAGCCUACCACAAGAGAUGCCAAACAAGAAAAAAACAUCGGUCAAGCAUCCAGAUUCCUCAAGCAACAGUGUUUUAUCUCAGGCACUUUCAGCAGCAGAUUUGUUGAGAGAAAUUAUUGGUAAUGCAAGACCAGUGAGUAGAGGAUCAAAGUCAGUUGCCUCUAGCAAAAAUGUUGACAAGGUAGAAAAUAAAAGCCAAAAAAGCAGCAGGAGCAAGCAUGAGGAAGUCAGCAUCUCAUUGGAGUGCGACAGCAAGGAACUGAUGCCGUCAUUCUUACCGAACGCUUCCCCUACAGAAGUUGUGAAUGACUGGCUUAGGAAGAUUCCCAUUGAAGGACAUGUUUAUGAAAUGGAUGGCGAACUCACCGAAUAUAUGAACCUGGCUCAAGGUGAUGAGGACACUUCUCAAACUGAAAAAAGCAUAAUUAAGGUUGAAGAACCUCAGGAGGAUCAAGCAGGCGAGAAUUAUUUUCAGCAGGAGACCAACGACAGUUGUGGUGAAAAAGCACAAUUGGAAACUCAUGAAAUGUAUCCUGACCCUGAAGCAUUAACCAAACAAGACUGCUUACAAAAGCAUUGCCAUUCUUCGGUUCAGGUCAUGAAGGUUUUACUGGGUCCAAAACUAGACAGAUCCAGUAGUUUACCUGAAGUCUCCCUUGCUUAUGGCAGAAAAUUAAGCCAGUCUGCUCAAGGUCUGUUGGACUGCCUUGCAAAUUUACGAUUGAUUGACUCAGAUUCUAAAAACGAAAAGAAACGUAAAUAUAAUGAAAUCAUGAUGAUCCUACAGUCGCUCUGGCUCCAAAAGCCCUCUGAGGAUGAACAGAAAAAGCAGGAGCAUCACUUCACCGAGGAUGAAUUUAACCCACGGUCUUCAUCUGGGGUUGAUGUUAGUAGCGGCUCCACUGGCUCUGUUAAAGGUAGCAUGAAUGGCAUAGUAGGAAAAAUAGAGACCACUCAUGGCACAAUACCACCAAUUGCCGAACAAGAGGCAUCAGUGGAAAUUAAAGAUGAAGAGGAAAAUUCUACAGCUCCUGCAUGUGAAUGUUUAGAUCCACCCAACGUUCUCUCGGAUCCAGUAACUCCAGACAUUGCAGAGCGAGUACAGGGGAGCCCAGUAAAUACACAACUGGAUGAUGACAAAGAAAAUGGCAUAUUACACAAAGAAGAUGUUGAAAGCAGUAAGAAAGAAUCAGAUCAAACACCACAAAUAAGCUCUGGGAAUGAGAGUAACACAAUGAAAUCUCAAGAAAAUACAAGCUCAGGAAGUCCACCGUCUGUUCAGAGAGCUCCGCUUCUUAAAAGGGUUUCACAAGACCCAGAUCCUGUUUGGGUACUGAACUUGUUAAAAAAGCUAGAAAACCAGUUCAUGUUGCAUUAUGCAGAUGCCAUGGCAGAGUUCAAAGUGAGGUGGGAUUUGGAUGACAACGAGAUGCUCGAUACAAUGAUCAGCGAACUGAAAGUGGAAGUACACAAACGGAUUCAAUCGAGUAUUCACAGAGAAUUGCAAAAAAUCCAAAGUCGGACAGGUAGGGGUCCAAGACCUCCGGGAAAUGCUCUAUCAAGAGAGUCUACAGUCCAGACUGAGCAGCGACGCAAGCGUCUUCGGGUCAUGCGCAAUAAGUCCAUCACCAUGUCAAGGGAUGAGGACAUUUACACUGCAUCUGGAACUGAAAACAGUGAUCAACGCAGUGAGGAUGAAUACUGUCCAUGCGAUGCAUGCAUGAAAAAGAAAAUGGCGUCAAGGGCAGUCCAGCAAGCUCAGGCUUUGAGUUUGGCUCCAGUUAUGAUGGAGUUUGAUCUGCGGAAAAUUUUACAACUGAAAAAGGAUCCAGUCAAACCUUUUGAAUUGAAGCUGGAAGAACAACGCACAACCAACUUGACUGAAGAAAACAACUUAGAAGUGGUUCAUGAAGAGGUAGAAGAUACGAAUGAUGUUGAGACGCCAGAUGGUGCUCUCAAUGCAGUAGAUGGUGAAAACAUAAACAAUGUAAAAUAUGUAUCUUCAGACUCUGAGAAAAGAGAAACAAAUGGUGAAGGUGGUGAAGAUGAGGAGGAGAAAGAAGGAGAGCAUGUGAAAGAAGAAGUGGUAAAUGGUGACACUGAGGGGAAAGAGGAAGUAGAGUUUGUUGAGGAAGAGACUGAAAAAGGAGAUACAGAAGAGGAUGGUGAGGAGAAAAACUGUCUUAAAGGAGAUGCAGCAAAUUCAGAAAACAGUGAUGUGGGUGCAGAGGUGGAAAAAGAGAUGGAGAUGACAGAAACUGGUGAGGAAACGGAAUCAGGUGACAAUAGAGCUGAAACUGAGACUGUGGAAGAGAGUACAGAAGACGAGUCUGCAGAAGAUGGUAGUGAAUCAAAUAAAGAUAAUACUCCUGAAACUACUGAAGGUGAAAAGUCAGAUGAGACACCAAAUGAAGAGUCUGCCAGUGAGAAGAAUGCUGAAGGAAGCCAAGAUGGAACUGCCGAGGAAGAUGGGACAUCAAACACAGGACAGGACGAGGACCAGCCUGAGAGAAAAGGCAAUGUGCCAAAGGUAAAGACCGAGGUUGAGGUCAACGGAGACACAGAAAAUGAAGUGGACAAAUGUAGCUCCGUUGAGGAAGAUUUAAAAAAUGAUGAUCAAUCUGAUGAAACUGUUGCUGUUAUCUGUGAGAGCACACUAGCAAAACAGGUAACGAGAACGUCAAUGGAAUCUCAACCAGGAUCCGUGGAGAAUUGCACAAAUCAGACAGCGCAAGCUAAACUGAAAGAUCUUCAGAGUUUCAUGGAGAGUGUUGAAAGUCAAGGCGACAACAUGGUUGUGAUUACUAAACAACCACCCUUCAAAGAGUCAAAUGGACCAGGAAACCUAAAGAACAUGUGCAAUGGCUUGACCGAAUGGCAAGUGUCCCCUAAAAUAAGCAACAGGGCCAAUAAACAAAAAAAUACGAAGGAUUGACAAUGAUGUUAUGGUGAACAAUACGGAAUUUUAAUAUUUCAUCUGAUAAACCCUCAAAUAAAGCACUUUAUUUUUGAUUGCUAAUGUUCCUUUAGAUGGGACUUAGAAGAUUAAUCUGUCUUCAAAGACAUCUAAACACCUAAAGAGAAACUUUGAAGAGAUUUCAAUUCUAUUGAUUGUACAAUACCGUAUAUUUCCAUGUAGUCAAGGUAUCGACUUCUAUUUAACCUAUGGAAUCAUAUACACUGGCAGUGAAAUACUUUAUAAACAUAGUCAUACAGUCACAGAACAUUAUACUGAUAAAUUUUUGAAUUCUCAGGAUGCUUAAUGUUAAAAGUAUUAUUUAAAUGCAUUGUUCAAAACAAACCUCAACCAGUGUUAGCAUUGCAUUACAUUUAUUCCAUAUUUAUUCCAAAUGGCACAAUUAUAUUUCAAAAUAUAUAAUUGCAGAUGUAAGAAUGGGCUUACCCAAAUUAGUAUGAGAGACGUUCAGUUUAGCAGCAACCAUGACUGUAUAUUUCGAAAUGAUUUGUUUAUUCAUGAAGUGGAAAGAUUGUCUUAUGCUGCUAAGUGGUGCUUGAUGCUGCAUUGUACAUUGUAAAACAUCUUGACAGAUGUGGUACUAAAAGCAUCCUUGACCAAGGUUUGUUGUAUGUUGCUAUUGUACUGUAUCAUCUAAUAAAUGCUCAAUUCUGAGAAUGUCA